Messenger RNA from Ceutorhynchus assimilis (cabbage seed weevil), 1209 nucleotides. The record is from the annotation of a GenBank genome assembly. NCBI's taxonomy places the organism in Eukaryota, Metazoa, Arthropoda, Insecta, Coleoptera, Curculionidae.
AUGAACGACUUGGCUCCAGAUUUCGACGUCGAAAACGAUCUCUUCAGUUUUGAAACUGAUCAUUUAGCUUUAAAAGGUAACGAAGACUAUGGGGAAGUACUGAAGACCCUUUUGAUAAUGUCAGCGCACCGUGACAGAGCCCUUAGGGAUUACAAAAAAGUAGCACAAUUGAAAACUGAAGCACUCGAAGACCCUUUUGGUACUUUAGAAAAGAUCAAAAAUGGUGAAGACUUAGGUGUACCACCCUUGUUAGAAUUCCCAAAGCUACCUAAAAUUGAUUUGAAAAAAUACAACGUUAAAGUACCUGAAAAUGACUUGAUGGAAAUUUACUCUGAAGGUGUGCAACACACUGAAGUGAAACAAGAAAGAAAGAUUGAUAAUUCUAAUGGGGGCAGUUGGACUCCAGAAGAGCAAAAACGUCUAGAAGAAUUAUUGCAGAUUUAUCCGCCUGAGCCUAUUGAAAUGAAACGCUUUGCCAAAAUCGCUAAAGCUUUAGGUACCAGAACUCCACAUCAAGUUGCAAGUAGACUACAAAAAUAUUUUCUCAAACUGUACAAAGCUGGUCUUCCUAUCCCAGGCAGAGUACCUAAAUCAGCUGAAAAAUAUAGAAAACAACCAUUUCACAAACACCAAAGGCACAAUCACUAUUUGUACAAGCCUACCAACUUUUUCCCUCAACUUUCAAUUCCUGUUCAAAUGGAUGACUUAAAUAAAAUUCCCGGGCCUAGUGAAUUAUGUACUAAAACCUCGAAGGAAGAAACAGAUAAUUAUCUUAUACCAAAUAACUACUACAAUCACGGUUCCCCUUUACCAGAACCCACACCGGAAGAUAUUCCAGAAUUGAAACUAAAACUCCUAAAAAGAGUAAAAGAAAUCAAAAUCAAAGAACAAGAAGACAAUUUUGUACCAUUUAAUCACACUGGAUUUAAGUGUGAUUAUUGCGACGAAUCUCCUAUAAAAGGACACAGAUGGUUCUGUGUAGUUUGUCCAGAUUCUGUUGACUUCUGCACUGAUUGUGUAAUAUCGCAGUUGUACUCCGAAAACCCACAUCCCUUAAAUCAUUGGUUGACUGCGCAGCAAGACGAUGUGGAACAUCAAAGUUUGCUGCAAGGAUUCUCAGAACCUUCUCAGGAGUUUGACAAACAAAUUAAUGAGGAAUUGAAAAGUAGGAAUUUCAAUAUUGAUAGUGAAGAUGAUGAUGAAUUUUGA